Messenger RNA from Lethenteron reissneri (Far Eastern brook lamprey), 2747 nucleotides. RefSeq names its product coiled-coil domain containing 89 (gene CCDC89). The record is from RefSeq and is a predicted model, not a curated record. NCBI's taxonomy places the organism in Eukaryota, Metazoa, Chordata, Hyperoartia, Petromyzontiformes, Petromyzontidae.
CACCCAGUGGUCGCUGCCCGCCCCUCGUUGCCUUGGUGGCAAAAGCGUUCCCUGUCGCGCGCCGCCCGUCGGUGAUGUGAAGUGGAUACGCAGAGGGCUGCGGCGGUCACGCCACAACCCACGGCACGCCACACACAACAACAACACACACCAUUCCACACACAACACAACACCACUCACAACACCACCACACCACAACAACACCACACACCACGCCACACACCAACAAAACCACAUAGCACACUACAACGACACCACCACAACACCCCCACACAACAACACCCCCACACACCCCACCACAACACCAAACACCACCGCCACCCAACUACCACACAACACCACCACACAACACCCCCACACAACAACACACACCACACACGACACCACACCACACACACCACCCCCACACACAACACCACCACACAACACCACAAUACACCACCCCACCACCCCCACACACCACAACACACAACACCACAACACACCACACCACACACAACACCACACACAACACACCCACACACAACACCACCACACAUCACACCACACCAUACACAACACCCCCACACACCACACACACCACCCCCACACACCACACACAACACAACACCACCACACACAACACAACACCACCACACACACCACCCCCACAACACCACACACACCACCCCCACACACCACACACAACACACCACCACACCACACACCACCCCCACAACACAACACACCACGCCCCAUGGCGUCCCCGCGAUGUGGCGAAGGGAGCGCCGAGAGUGAACAGGGAGGCAGCGUCAGCCGCCCGCAGAUGCCUGCCUCCUCGUCCUUGGCUGCAGUGGCUCCUCCGCUGAUGCAGCUUCAUCGGGGACCACAGGAAGAUGGAGAGCAGUGUGCCCUACUCCGGUCAAGGAUUGAGGAGCAGUCUCACCUCAUCUCUAUCCUCAAGCGUCGUGCCGAUGAUACCUUAGCCCGAUGUCAGGUCCUAGAGUGCAGAAGUAGUGAGCUGGAGAGAGAAAGGGACGUGUCAGACAAGCGUUGCAGCCUGCUAGAGCAACGCUUCAUGGAGCUGGCCUCCAACCACCAGGAAAUGAUCACAUUCAAGGAUGAACACAAGAAGCAGAACGUGGAUCUGCGGGAAGAGAAUGCACGGUUGAGACGUGAAAAUGAGGAUCUUUUUUCUGCUUCCAUUGAGGAAAGAGACACGAUCAUCACUAAACUCGCACAGGAUUUGCAAGCCUUGCAGACAGAGUGCUCUGAACAGGAACAACUAUGCAGUCAGAAGACAAAGAAUUAUUAUGAAAAGGAAAAUGAAUUUAAAAUCCGCUUGGAAUAUGUUGAAAAAACACAUGCACAAGAGACAGAAUCUCUAAAAAAGAAGCUGAAAGAAUUGGAGACAAAAAUUGCUGAGACUGAGGCUCUUACACUGGCUGAGAAAAGUGGGUGGGCAGCCGAGCAAAAGAGCUUGAAGAAACAGGUGGACGACCUGGCUCGGGAAAAACAGGAACUGUUAGAGCUUACAAUGCAGAGAGGCCGACUCUUGCAGGAAAGACAGAAGGACAUACAGCUGCUCGAGCAUAAGCUGAGGAAAUCGGAGGAUGCAAGGAGGUCUGCAGAGAAAAGGUUUGAGCGGGAUGUGGAGGCGGUGAAUGCUGAACUGCAGGUGAGGGCAUUGAGGGGGAAGCUGGACAACUCUGCACAGGCGUUUGACAGACUGCAAAAGGAGUUUGAAGCCUUUAAGAAGCAUAGUGGAGAAUUACUUUCCAAAGAAAAACAACUGAAUGCAAAAUUACGCCAUUUUGUUAGUUGAAAGACCAUGUUUGUUUUCUUAUUCACAACGUAUUUUUUUGUCAAAUUUUUGAAUGAAAAAAUGUUCUUUGAAAUGUGGUGUUGUAGUUAGAAAUCGUUUUCAUAUAGGUAUCUUUCAAAAAAACUGUUUUAGCACAAUAAGCUCCGGGCGCUUAAUAACACUAUGUAACACAAUUUGUGUUCCUGGGUAGUGUUAUUUUGUAAUUGCUUAUGCCUAAAAAGUAUAGAAAAUGGCUAUUAUUCCCCACAAACUUUGCUUUUGUGACCAGGACAGUGAUAUUUUGAAAUUGACCUAUUUUCAAUGAGAAAACGGGCAAAUUUGUGUGUUUUCGUUCACAUAAAGUCAGAAAAAAACAACAUGAAUAAAAAUUCACAUGUAUUUAUACUUAAAGUAAUACAAAAAUGACUGCAAAAGAUUUAGAAGUGAGUAGUUUUUCCAGAUUUACGAUUAUACUGUAAAUCGCUUUCACAAAUCAGCCCCCAAAUGUCUCCCAUCAUGUUCUCGUUAUACUGUCCUUGGUAGUGGCGUUCAAAGUCCAGUAUAUCCUGGUGGAAAUGCUCGCCUUGCUCCUCUGAGUACGCUUCCAUGUUCUUCUUGAAUUGAUCAAGAUGAGCAUCAAGGAUAUGGACUUUGAGGGACAUCCUACAGCCCAUUGUGCCGUAGUCCUUCACUAGAGUCUCAACCAGCUCCACAUAUGAUAAUUGGUUUUUUACCUUUUUAUCUGGCAACAAAACUGACACCUUAUUUACAAGCUCCACAUAAUCUUAAUUUUAGAACUUUCGUGACUGCGGGAAUUCUUAUUUGGUUCUUUCGGUUAAGUCACGUCUAAAGGUAAAAUAAUAAAUUAAAUAAUAGUAUAUUACGACAUUUCGAUUGCAACACAAGCAAUCAUCAUCAGGUAUAAUGAAAUAGCGACAUAAAAUCUAAGCAGAAAACUAUAGAC